AUAGCGGAUUUCUAAAGGUGAGUAAUCAUAAAUUUAGUAAAAGUUGGUAAGGAGUAUGUUAAACAUGUUAUACGUAUAAUAUAUAAAAUAUUAUAAUAAUAUUUAGAUUUGUCAUAAACAAUUAAUAUCAAGAGAAUAUCGAAAUAUAUGCAUUAAAACCAAUUACAAUGUGCCAAAAACGAAAAUAAAAACAACAAUGAAGAAAAUGUGCAACGUUAUGGUUUUAUAUGUUACAUACACGCGUUUAUAGAUUAAGACAUGUCGUAAAAUUAAGUCUAAUGUAGAAAGCUAUUUGUGUUAUAAAUGUAAGUGCGUAUGCUGUAUAUACUAUCAAUUCAAGUGAACAAAUUCAAAAACUUUUGGAGAUAUAUAUUGUUUAUUGAAAUAAUGUAGGAUUAAUAACUUUCCAUAUUUACAUAUUUAUUUCUAUAAGCAAAAACAGUUGCUUAUGAAACAACAAACAGUUAUAUAAUGGUCGCAUUAUUUUUACAACUUUUAUAGGAUGAUAUGCGCUCUAUCUUGAAAGAUUUGCUCCAAUACUUAACAUACAGCGAACCUAUCGGCGAAUACGUUCUUACUACGUGGUUGCGCCAAGAGGCUAUAAGAUGGGCUUGUAUUUUUGGUGAUAAGUUGUGUCAACGAAUUGCUAAUGUUAGGUUGAAGGAACACUUAGAAGAUCCCUUAAAUUUCAAACUUUCGCCGGAAUGGAGAGAAUGGACGUACUGUAAAGGUGCGAUGAUAGCGAAUCGGGAUGUUUUGUUGAAAUUGGAAAAAUUAUCACACAUAGAUGAUUAUAAAAUGUUUAAUUAUAUUUCAUGCGUUGAAAAACCUCGUCGUGCUAUCGAUAUUUUCUUCAAUUCAUCUCUUAAGUGGAAUAACUAUCCCACCGUUUUCUGUUAUGUCAUCUUUGUUGAUUAUGCAGUGGAACAUAUAGACGAAAUCACAAGAAUUAUAAAGGCGUACAAUGCUCCAGCUUCAAUUAAAAAUAAACUAUUAUUUAUUAGUAUAAAUCAUUUAUUUUCUGAAGAUACACUUGUACAGGUACAUAAGGUUUAUGAUAGAAUUAAUAUGUUUUAAUUUGCUGAUACUAUGCUUUGAUAUGAUUGUUUUGUUAUUAGCUUUAUUUAGUAGUACAUAUGCAUAUACAUAUAUACACACAUCACAUGAAUAAUAUCUAAUUAUAGUAGUUGUACUAUAAAUAAUAUUUAUGACAAAAUCUUAUCCUGACUUUACUACAAAAUUUAUAUAUAUUUUUAUUGUUGGAGUUUGUUACUUGUCAUAGCAAUAUAUUGACAUUAUGAUUUUUAUUUACGUGAUUUUAAAAUCUGUUUUAGAUGAGCAUCAAUCUGCGGGAAUAUGGAUCCAAGGCACCAAAAAUAUGUGAUAAUCUUGAUGGUGUUAUCGAAAGACGCUUGCGUCAAAUUAGGUACCAAAAAGAGAGACUUAGAAAGUUAAAAGAGUAGUAAUUGCCUAUUGGUAAUUGUUGCUAAUUGCUUAAAUGUAGGAGUAGGAAACAAAGUGUUUAUCCAAUUGUAAUAAAUAAUUGUUAUACUUUUACGCAUAGUUGUUUAUAAGUUUUAUUAGUUAUUUAUUAAUGUUGUUAUAUAUAAUCAAUAAUAGUUAAUGUUUAAUAAAUUGAUUUAUUACGAAGUAUUCAAUGUGUUUAAUUCUUGAGUUUUUCUCGAUCAUCUCGAGCAUCUCGAUGGAUUAUUUUUCAACUUGUUUCAUGUAUUUUACGAAAGGAUCAUUGUGCCUAGUGUAGCGGGGGUUCCAUGAACCAUAUAUCAGUGUAGAUAGCGAUAUAAAUGAGAUCAUUCAGUAUCACGUAUACAAAGCUCUGAGGUAUACCCUUAGGACAUGCUAAGCUUGCUACGUGUGCGCCGCUGCGCUGACACGAAUUUUCUGCACGGGGCUCGUACAUGCAAGCAUGACCGCAGAUAUUAACGAGCGUGAGUGCGCCCGCGGCGUGACAUGUGACACAAUGUGCCGCGUGUGAUAGAAGAGUUCCAUGCUAGUAUGACGCUAAGGGGAGCAAGUAAUAUCGCGUCGUCAUACUGUAAUAAUCUCGUCUACCGGCUUGGCCUGGCGGAAUUUCGUUACCGCGUUGCUUCGUAUCGCGACAGAAAGACGAAGAGAAAAGCUCAAGAAGGGAGACGAAAAGGGGAGAACAACAACAAGAGAAUUACGAGGGGGAUCACCUGAACGGAAGUCGCGAUUUUUCCCGUCGCCCUUAAUCUCGAUAUUGCUGCUGUCGUUACGUAACAUCGAUUAAAAGAUUAAAUUGCUGUCACGUCACCGUUAUUGCGUUUCAAAUGUAUUCCGCGGACGUGUGUUUCGUUCCUCGUGCGAAACGAUGCUCCCAAGUGAGCGUUCAGCACUGAUUUUCGUCUCUGUAGCUCAACAACGCGUAUAAAUGCGCUCCAUUACGCGCAGCUCGUGAGACCGUAGAUUCAGGAUAGAACGCGUUACCCUUUCGUACAACACGUGCGCGCAUCUCGUAAUAACACGCGCACGUUGCGCACGCAUGAACGGUAGCGGCAAGUGCUAUCUACCUCUGUAGGUGCAAUGUAAUCACGAAAUUGCAAACUCGAGAGCCACUUGCAACGGCAAGAGUCCGAUGGAGUCUCCCCGUUGAAGCGCGCGGCGCGGAACUGGCCACCCCCGACGACGAUCUCGAAAACGUCGGUUUACGACGCGGCGAUUAGUUGCGACGUAACGCUCGACUGUUGUAACUGAGCCGGACGGGAAAAUAUCGCGAUUGCGUGGUGGAUACAACAAUCUGAUUUCAAAUUUUCCUUUCCCCAGUGGAGCUUUAAAGCGCGCCCUUAGAGCACGAGUUGCUCGAUUGUACCGCGGCACGCAAAUGUACUUUUUUCCGCACUCCGGCUUCGAUCUACGUACCUACGAAAUUGCAGACCGGAUAAAUUAGUAGUCCGAAUGAAUGAUAUUACGUUAAUGCAGCAAUUGUCUAUAAAUUUGGUAACGCUGUUUACAUGCACGCUGUGUAAACGGCGGGCGCCGGUAUUAAAGUGAUUUUCAAUGUCGGUAAUACCUUUAAUGCGCUCCGAUGUAACUCGAUUUCGCAAAUCCUGUGCAACCGGCCGGCCGCGGUGUCAGCGUGUAGUUCGAUUUUCGUGACACUUCAUUAAUUACCAGAGCGCGUCUACCAUUUAAUUUAAUUAAUGUCCGCCAAUGUGUCACAGGCGGGGGCGACGGACGCGGGCGGGUACUGCGGGAUUCGCAGUUAAUACGCGAACUUUCCGCUGUCGCAUUUUUCACGGUUGUUGCAUUACGUUAAUUGAAACUUGCCAACGCCGCGAUCUUGCGAGCUUGUAAUUUUACAAGUGCGCGGCUUUUUUCCCGGGCGCAGUUACGUCAUUAACUCUUUCUACCGAUGCCGUUAUUUGUCUUGUUUUCUUGUUGCGCUUUCCGGACAGUUGCAUGGUACUUUUACUUCGCGUACCAUCAAGCGAGCUUUAAUUAAGGAGGAAGUUAAUUCGAGCUCUGGUUACUAGCAUGUAUAACGCGAAAAAUUUAUAAAGUCGUAUUAUUGGACGGAGGAAGAAAGAGGAAGAAAGAGAGAGAGAGAGAGAGAAAGAAAGAGAGAGAGAGAGAAAGGAAUACCGACUCUAGCUGUACAAUAGUUUCGAGAAAAAAAGCGCGCUUUACAUUCUCGGACGAGAAUCAGCGCCCGAGAACAGAGAACGCGCCGCUUUUCAUGCGCGCACUUUGUGCAGCUGAACGGGGUAAAAAUUAAAUGUACCCGGACGAGUUAACGCACAUGUUACCGCGUCCGGCAAUCUAAUGCCUCAAAGAAACGCACACAAACCGGUGAUGGCUCGUCGACAAGAAAAGCCGACGGUCUUGGGUAACACAUGGUAACAGCCAGCAGCAUGCGUUGAGAGCAACGGCUUGCGGCUGGCGCAACGGUGUAAGUUGUACCGUGGUAGGUAGGUAGAUAGGUAGAUAGGUAGGUAGGUAAGUAGAUGGGUAGGUAGGUGACGGAGGAUGGGUCGAGAUACAAAAGCUU
Molecule: messenger RNA, 4030 nt
Organism: Ooceraea biroi (clonal raider ant)
Lineage: Eukaryota; Metazoa; Arthropoda; Insecta; Hymenoptera; Formicidae
Source: RefSeq, a predicted model, not a curated record